CUAUGUGGACGCGGCCGCGGCCGCGAGCCGGAGCCAGAGUCCAGGCUAAUCCCAGCCGGCCGGCCCAGCCUGCGCUCCCCGGGCUGCGAGGAAGCGAUGCCCGCGCCUGCUAGUCCGAGGUGAAGGCAGCCCGGCUUGCCUGGCCGCGCAGAGGCCGUCCUGUUCCGCCGGGGAGGCCAUGCGCUAGGAGCAAACAUGUAUGGGAAUUACUCGCACUUCAUGAAGUUUCCCGCUGGCUUCGGCGGCUCCCCCGGCCACACUGGCUCCACGUCUGCAGCCUUGUCUACAGGGAAGCCGAUGGACAGCCAUGCCAGCUACACGGACACCCCCGUGAGUGCCCCAAGGACCCUGAGUGCGGUGGGGCCCCCGCUCAACGCGCUGGGCUCUCCGUAUCGAGUCAUCACGUCCACCAUGGGGCCUCCGUCAGGCGCGCUUGCAGCCCCCCCAGGCAUCAAUCUGGUCGCCCCACCUAGCUCACAGCUAAAUGUCGUCAGCAGCGUCAGCAGCUCAGAGGACGUCAAGCCCUUACCAGGGCUCCCCGGGAUUGGAAGCAUGAACUACCCCUCCACCAGCCCCGGGUCACUGGUCAAGCACGUCUGUGCCAUCUGUGGGGACCGGUCCUCAGGGAAGCACUACGGGGUGUACAGCUGCGAGGGCUGCAAAGGGUUCUUCAAGAGGACCAUCCGGAAAGACCUCGUCUACACGUGCCGGGACAGCAAGGACUGUCUCAUCGACAAGCGCCAGCGAAACCGCUGCCAGUACUGUCGCUACCAGAAGUGCCUGGUCAUGGGCAUGAAGCGGGAAGCCGUCCAAGAAGAAAGGCAGAGGAGCCGGGAGCGAGCCGACAGUGAGGUGGAAUGUACCAGCGGCGGCCACGAGGACAUGCCCGUGGAGAGGAUUCUGGAAGCCGAGCUUGCUGUGGAGCCAAAGACAGAAUCCUACGGUGACAUGAACAUGGAGAACUCGACCAACGACCCUGUCACCAACAUCUGUCACGCCGCGGAUAAGCAGCUGUUCACACUGGUUGAAUGGGCCAAGCGCAUCCCCCACUUCUCUGGCCUCACCUUGGAGGACCAGGUCAUUCUGCUGCGUGCAGGCUGGAACGAGCUGCUGAUCGCCUCUUUCUCCCACCGUUCGGUGUCCGUGCAGGACGGCAUCCUCCUGGCCACGGGCUUGCACGUCCACCGGAGCAGCGCGCACAGUGCCGGGGUCGGCUCCAUCUUUGACAGAGUUCUCACCGAGCUGGUUUCUAAGAUGAAAGACAUGCAGAUGGACAAGUCGGAGCUGGGGUGCCUGCGAGCCAUCGUCCUGUUCAACCCAGAUGCCAAAGGUCUGUCCAACCCCUCCGAGGUGGAGACUCUGCGGGAGAAGGUUUACGCCACCCUGGAGGCCUACACCAAGCAGAAGUACCCUGAACAGCCAGGCAGGUUCGCCAAGCUGCUGCUCCGCCUCCCGGCCCUGCGCUCCAUCGGCCUGAAGUGCCUGGAGCACCUCUUCUUCUUCAAGCUCAUCGGGGACACCCCCAUCGACACCUUCCUCAUGGAGAUGUUGGAGACCCCACUGCAGGUCACCUGAGCCCCCAGGAUCACCCCUGGGCAGGUGUGUGUGGCCCCGCCCCCGCACACUCCCCGCGCCCGUUCCCCAAAUGUGAUGCUUGUAAUAGAGAACCCCUUUGUACACAUGAGGCUUUAUAGGCGGAGUUUUGUAGAGAUGUUAGAGGCAGUCCUUUGCUAUCCAAGGGGCUGGGGGGCUUUCUGGGCGUUCCUGGGAGAACUAACCAAGUCUCUGUACAUAUAACUGGUUUAAAUUAUUUUUUCACUUGCCAUGGAGCGCAAACGGAGAAUAAAACAAUGUACGUGAU
Messenger RNA from Tupaia belangeri chinensis (Chinese tree shrew), 1861 nucleotides. It is a transcript of the gene RXRG, whose product is annotated as retinoid X receptor gamma. Gene Ontology annotation, biological process: regulation of DNA-templated transcription. Gene Ontology annotation, molecular function: nuclear steroid receptor activity; zinc ion binding; sequence-specific DNA binding. Gene Ontology annotation, cellular component: nucleus. The transcript is spliced from 10 exons. The coding region runs from base 196 to 1575 and encodes 459 amino acids. The record is from RefSeq and is a predicted model, not a curated record. NCBI's taxonomy places the organism in Eukaryota, Metazoa, Chordata, Mammalia, Scandentia, Tupaiidae.